Molecule: messenger RNA, 3602 nt
Organism: Trichogramma pretiosum
Lineage: Eukaryota; Metazoa; Arthropoda; Insecta; Hymenoptera; Trichogrammatidae
Product: plexin domain-containing protein 2
Exons: 8
Coding region: 775-2565 (596 amino acids)
Source: RefSeq, a predicted model, not a curated record
CGCUCGCUCGUUUCACUAUAUGCUUACCAGUCACCGGCUUUCAGUUCGAGCUUGGCUCUCCUUUGCGACACUUCUGUACACACACAACACAUUACACAGUAUAAACACAAAGCGCACAGGCACACACAUACACCGUACGGCAAUAAAAUUUUAUAUCCAAACACUUAUAUAUAUCCACAAACCCGUAUACAUGCCGAGUACACUCCUUGUUGUGCAUCGUCCGAGAGCGUAAUCGUAGUCUCUCUCGUACAUAUAGUCGGACGUAGCCUUUUUUGGAAAUCCGUAUCGCGGAGAGCAGCAGCAGUUUGUGCGCGACGAGAUCGUCGUUGAAAUCUUUCGCCAGCUCUGCGAAACACAUCCUCGCGGAUUCAGCGCAAACAGUCGCUACGUUGGGUCGUCGUGCAUACUAUACAUACGUACAGUGUGACAGCUCUCUCUUUCUUUCUCCGUAAAAGAAGCAUCGAGCCAGCAGAAUUGAGUCGCUGCAGCGGGCUGAUUUUUCGGCUGCCCUCGGUUGUUAUUGUUGUUUUGUUUAUGUGGUCAACUACGCGCGAGUGCGACACGAUAUUAAAUUGUGAGUGAGUGUGCAAUUGCCUCGCGAUUGUGUGCUUCGACUCGUAAUACAGUUGCGAAACCUCUCAAUUGAACGGAUUUUUUUGCUAAAUUUGUUUCUGUUUCUCUGCAAGUGUACGUGCGUGUGUGUAUGUGUGCGCGGAUAAUUGCAGUUAGCAGGAGUUCUUACACAGCAAGAGGUUACCAGAACAGCUUUUAAGUAUGACGCUUGUUCGACGGUCGCCUCUCAUCGCAAUUCUUGUCUUUGACCUCAUCUUCGUUACGGCUGCACAUUCUGAUUUCUACAGAUACGAUGUAAACAAAGCGACGCAAGUACACGAGCACGUGUACGACUUCGAGCUCGAUGAGCCGAUCGCGGUGGACAGGAGAAAAAGAUCCCCCCUGCCGCCUCAGCCUCCGAUUCAAGGUUCGCAAGCGUCGAAACCCAGUGCCCCGGAGCUGGUGAUCAGCAACAAAACGGACACACCUGCCAAUGUUUCCUACUCGACUUCGGAGCCGACCGUCGUGGUGGCCCAAGCCGCGACGGUUUCGCCCAUAAUCGGUCUCAAUCGGACCACGGUGAAACCGAUCGGCAAUGGCAAGGCUCCGACCGUCUCGAUCCCGAUAGUUCCCUCGCAAAAUCCUACCGCUAACGUUAAUCGUACGAGUCUCGAUAAGGACUUAUCGAAAGUGCACGUCUGGGCCAACCAGACCAGAUGGGCAAACAUGACCAACAAGGACGUGGAGACGACUACGAGCAACAGUAGCAGCAGCAACAGCGACGCCGAUCUCGACUUCGCCAUCAACAAGUAUCCGGCCGAGGUGACGAACCAGACGCUGCGCGAGAACAACAUCCUCAAGUCGGAGAACGACACGCACCAGUACUACAACAGCUCGUUCAGCGUCGACGAGGCGACCGGCAAGGGAUUCUGGGUCGAUCUCGAGAAUCAUCCCGAUCUCCAGGUCAACAGUCUACUCAGCAAGAGUCAUCGCAGAGCGGCUACCAUCAAGCUGAAGUUCGACUUUCCGUUCUACGGGCACAAGGUGCGCAACAUCACGAUAGCCACCGGUGGCUUCCUCUACACAGGCGAGUACGUGCACAGUUGGCUGGCCGCUACUCAGUACAUUGCUCCGCUCAUGGCCAAUUUCGACACGACGCUCUCGUCCAAGAGCUUCGUCAAGUAUGCUGACAAUGGUACUGCCUUCACCGUCGAAUGGGAGAACGUCCAGCUGCAAGACAAGCCAGAGGCCGGCGCGUUCACCUUCCAGGUUACCUUGCUGCAAAAUGGUGACAUCGUCUUCGUGUACAAAGCCAUACCGCUGCUGGUGGAGAACAUCGAAGACAAGGAGCAUCCCGUCAAGAUCGGCCUUAGCGACGCUUACAUGAUGGACCGAACAGUCUUCUUUGCCCGUCGCAAGACCAUCUACGAGUACCAUCGCGUCACCUUCAACCGGCAAGACAUCAAAAACUGGACGGCCAUUUACCUCAAGGCACUGCCGACUUGCUUGCAAAUGGACAACUGCAACGACUGCCUGACCAAAGUUCCGGAUUUCGAUUGCAAGUGGUGCCCCGAGUUGCAAAAGUGCAGCACCGGCACCUUCCGCUUCCGCCAGGACUGGCUGCAGAAGAACUGCGACACGAAGAACAUUCGCGAGGAGGCCAAGUGCCCGGCCAGAUCGGCCGGCACCUCCUAUCGGGAGCACGCCCAGGAGGCCAGAAUCGAGAAUCACAGGACGGAGGACGGCUCGAUAGUCGCCAAAUUCAAUCCCAACCAGGCAGCCGUGGCCAGUAGUUCGAUCGAACAUUCUCAAGAAAAUAUGAGCAUGGGCGUAUCCGGAAUCAUCGGCAUACUUUUCGUUCUCUCGCUCGUAGCGGGACUUGCCGCAUGGGCAGCUUACGCUUAUCGCAAUCCGCACAGCGCGUCCGGUCAGAUGCUCAUCAGGUACCGACCGAGCCAGUGGAGCUGGCGCAGAGGAGAGGCCCGCUACACCGCUGCAACUAUUCACAUGUGAUGCUGCGACCCACCGGCUCAGCACUUGAGCAGUAUCAGCGGCAAUCUAAGCGGCAGUAAUAGUUAAUAAUAGAAUUGGUGUGUCUCCUUCGUCGUCGGGACUGUCGGACCAAAUCAACUGUUUUUUCCUAUACACGCAAAUUUUGUGCGCGCGCGACCGCGCGCAUAAGCGGCUGAUGUUUUAUAAUUGCACAAAUGGGGCGGCUAGCUCAUUUGUAUUUCUCGCGUAUGUGGUGCACAGUUGCAUUUUUUAUAUCAACGAUAUGAAUUGAUGAUAAUCAUAGUGAUACGUGCGCACGACAAUAUUUAUUCGUCGGAUUGACUGUAAACUAAUAAUUAACAGUACAGCUCUCGUUUUGGAUUAUAUACACGUGUACUUUUUGAGCAAUGUUUCCGAGCAAUAUGAUUAUACGGCGAUGUAUAAUCGAAGAAAAAGCCAAACAAGUCUGAACUUCGAAAUUUUUACACAAGUUUAUGACAACGUAUUUGAAAAUAAAUUGAAAUACAUAUAUUUCAACCGAAUUACUUUUUCAACGUUUCUAAGGAUUAACAAAAGAAUAACUGUAAACGAUGUUUGAAGCUUGUUAUAAGUGCCUUUUUAUGGAAUUUUAGGUCGAUCAUGAGUACCUUGAACGGCGAAGCGCAAAUUAUGCACCUUCUCAAUAAUCCAUAAUUUUACAACUCACAAUGUGAUUUUUUAGCAGCAUAUCUAACGUUUCUUUUUCUAUCGAGUAGUUCGAUUUGUUCAAAGCAUCAAAAAAUCGAUCAAAUAAUUUUUACUUGUUUGCAAAAAAAUCGAAUUAAAAAUAUUCGGUGAGGUUCGUGAAUCCUUCAAAAAUCAGCACAGUAAUGAAAGUUACGUUUACCGUUACGAUCUUAUAGUUAAAUCGAGAUUUUUCUUUUUGAUGUAAAUACUAUAUAGAAGUAAUAGACAAUCUCAAUGAAUCUUCUAUAGCGUACUAUGAAUCAAAUUUUUCAAAGAGGAAAAAAUAAACUUUAUAAGUAACUUAUCUUAUUGAAAAAAGCAGAGUAUUUUAA